UGGGAAAGAAAAAUCUGGACGAGUUCGUUGCUAUGGAAGAACAAUAACACCUACCAUGCUUAAAAGAACAGAAGAAAUUCUGGUUAUUAAAAGGCAGCAUAAUGAUGAAGUGGCUGGCAUGAAGAGGGAGAUGGAUGGUAUGAAGGCGCUAUUUAAGACAAUGAUGAAGCAACAAAACCCACAUAUGAGCGACGAGGAGAUCUCUAAUUUGAUGGCAAGUGCUAUGGGUUGUUCCAUUAGUUCUACUGCUGCUCCUGCUGAUCCACAUUCGUCUGCAUCAACUCAUAUUCCGCAUUGCGAACAGGGUGGAGAGGAAGCAGAUUGUGAUGAAGAUAUGGAAGAAGCUUGUGAUGAACAUGAAGAUGUGGAAGAAGUUUGUGCUGAAGAUGUUGAUGAAGAUGUUGAAGAAGAUGUGGAAGAAGAGCAAGGAGAAGAUCAAGAAGAAUAGUUGUUUUAUGUUAUCUUUCUAGCCAGUUAUUAGAACUUUUUUUGGUUAUUUUGGGAUGACUCUUUUUUGAGCCAAACUUGUGUUUAAUAUGGUUGUGUUUAACAUGGUUGUUUUGAAUUUUGAAUUUGGGAUGACAUCAAAACUUGUAUCCAACUAUUAUUAGUGGCACUACAAAAAAAACAUACUUUUGACCUUAA
This is a messenger RNA of Vicia villosa (hairy vetch), 645 nucleotides long. RefSeq lists its product as uncharacterized. NCBI's taxonomy places the organism in Eukaryota, Viridiplantae, Streptophyta, Magnoliopsida, Fabales, Fabaceae. The record is from RefSeq and is a predicted model, not a curated record. The transcript is spliced from 2 exons. Bases 56 to 448 code for a protein of 130 amino acids.